This is a messenger RNA of Myotis davidii, 867 nucleotides long. RefSeq names its product transmembrane protein 129 (gene TMEM129). Gene Ontology annotation, biological process: protein ubiquitination. The record is from RefSeq and is a predicted model, not a curated record. Lineage: Eukaryota; Metazoa; Chordata; Mammalia; Chiroptera; Vespertilionidae. Bases 1 to 867 code for a protein of 288 amino acids. Gene Ontology annotation, cellular component: membrane; endoplasmic reticulum. Gene Ontology annotation, molecular function: ubiquitin protein ligase activity. The transcript is spliced from 4 exons.
AUGAUAUCUAUUGCAACACAACAGAUUGUCCUGAGAGUGGGCACCACCAGGGGAGGACGAGGGCCUGGCAGUCCGACCUCUACUGAGGCCGCUCCGUCCCCUGCAGGCUACUACGUGGGCAUGUGCUUUGCAGCCUCGGAAAAGCGGCUCUACUCCCCAAGCCAGGCCCCCGAGACCUGGCGGCUCUUCCUCCUCCUGGCCGUGACCCUGCCCACCAUCUCCUGGACCCUGAUCUACUACUGGUCCCGCGACCGGUGGGCCCGCCACCCGCUGUCCCGCACCCUGGCCCUCUAUGCCCUCCCACAGUCGGGCUGGCAGGCUGUCGCUUCCUCUGUUAACACUGAGUUCCGGCGGAUCGACAAGUUCGCCACAGGGGCCCCGGGUGCCCGUGUGAUCGUGACAGACACGUGGGUGAUGAAGGUGACCACGUACCGUGUGCACGUGGCCCAGCAGCAGGACGUGCACCUGACUGUGACGGAGUCGCAGCAGCACGAGCUCUCGCCGGACUCGAACCUGCCCGUGCAGCUCCUCACCAUCCGCGUGGCCAGCACCAUUCCUGCCGUGCAGGCCUUCGACAUCCGGCUGAACUCCACGGAGUACGGCGAGGUCAUUACCUACGUGCCUUCUGCUGCCCCAGGUCCAGGGAAGAGCCACACCUUAGCUUCCCGGCCGCAGGCACUGAGCACCACAGGCUGGUCAGAACGCAAGCACAGGACCGGGCACAGCCCCACGGGCCCACCUGGCUCGGAAGGGGACAUGCCCGUGGGCAAGGCAGAGGGUGUCUUACCAGUUCCUGGUGGGGUGGCAAAAGGGCAGUGCCAGGACCCAGCUCUGGGAGGCGUGGCUGCUGGAGCCUCAGACUCGUGA